Messenger RNA from Gavialis gangeticus (Gharial), 988 nucleotides. RefSeq names its product eukaryotic translation initiation factor 1A domain containing (gene EIF1AD). NCBI's taxonomy places the organism in Eukaryota, Metazoa, Chordata, Crocodylia, Gavialidae. The record is from RefSeq and is a predicted model, not a curated record. Gene Ontology annotation, molecular function: RNA binding; translation initiation factor activity. The coding region runs from base 166 to 657 and encodes 163 amino acids. Gene Ontology annotation, biological process: translational initiation. Gene Ontology annotation, cellular component: nucleus. The transcript is spliced from 6 exons.
CCCGGACCCCUGGGUCCUCCCAGCUCUGGGGAUGGGAUCGGGGGUGGGGGGCGGACGCCUGCGGUCUUUCUGGCCCUGCUGAGCCUCCGGCCGCGUUUUCCUCCUGUAGUUCAUCUCCCGGAGACCCCGGCUCCGCGCUGUCCUCCCACCACCCAGGGCUGAGCCAUGUCCCAGGCCACCAAGCGGAAGCAUGUGGUGAAGGAGGCGCUGGAGGAGCUGGUGGUGCCCACAGCCCAGCAACAGAUUGUGCGGGUUGUGGGCAGCCCUGGGAACAACCUGCACGAAGUGGAGGCACCAGGGGGCGAGCGCUUCCUGGCCAGCAUGCCCCCCAAGUUCCGUCACAACCUGUGGAUCAAGAGAGGUGACUUCCUGCUGGUCGACCCCAUCGAGGAGGGCGAGAAGGUGAAGGCAGAGAUCAGCUUUGUGCUCUACAAGGACCACGUACGCUACCUGCAGCAGGAGGGGCUCUGGCCUGAAGCCUUCUCAGAUGCCCCCAACAGCCGGUCCAGCCCCCAGAGCAGGGUGGGCGAGCCGCAGGCCACCCAGGAGGAUGAAGACAGCGACAGCGACUUGUUUGUGAACCCCAAUCGGCUCCGUGACAUAGGCACUGACAGCGAGGAAGAGGACGAAGAUGAGAGCGAGGAAGAGGAGCAGUGAGCUCCUCCCCAGCACUGGGGUUGCUAUGGACUCUGCUGGCAGGUGGGAGCCUCCCUGCCUCAGCACAAGAGAUGUGGCUGCUCCUGGGGUGGGGCAUAUCACACAGAUGUGGCCACCUCUAGGGUGGGCAUUAGCAGCCAAGUAUAAGCUGCUGCUGCCUCUGGGCUGGGUGUAACACCCACACAGCAACCUUGGGGGUGGGGUGCUAGCAGCCAAGUAGAACAGCAACAUGACCACCACUGGGGCCUUAGUCGAUGCAGCUGGCUUUGAGGUUGGGGCUCAUCAGCAGCUGAGCAUACCAGCCACUUUAAUAAAGACACUGGCAACUGCC